Molecule: messenger RNA, 1437 nt
Organism: Vitis vinifera (wine grape)
Lineage: Eukaryota; Viridiplantae; Streptophyta; Magnoliopsida; Vitales; Vitaceae
Product: probable UDP-glucosyl transferase 73B6
Exons: 1
Coding region: 1-1437 (478 amino acids)
Molecular function (GO): UDP-glycosyltransferase activity
Source: RefSeq, a predicted model, not a curated record
AUGGGGUCUGCAACACCUCUCCAUGUAGUGGUCUUCCCUUUCAUGGCACAAGGCCAUACCCUCCCUAUGCUAGACCUCUCCAAGCUCCUAGCUUGCCGCGGUCUCAAGGUCACCAUCAUCACCACCCCUGCAAAUUUUCCAGGCAUCCAUUCUAAAGUCUCUAAAAACCCAGAAAUCUCUAUUUCUGUAAUACCAUUUCCUAGAGUUGAGGGACCACUAGAAGGAGUAGAGAACACUGUUGACCUUCCCUCAGAAGACCUGCGCGCUCCUUUCAUCGAGGUGAUCAAGAAGCUUAAAGAACCCUUUGAGGAGAUCCUCAGAGGUAUGUUUGAGGCUGGGUGUCCACCCAUUGGCGUAAUCUCUGACUUCUUCCUAGGCUGGACGCUCGACUCAUGCAACUCUUUUGGCAUUCCUAGGAUUGUUACUUAUGGUAUGAGCGCCCUAUCUCAAGCAAUACUGAUUAUAUCAGGCUUCCACACUCCAUAUAUUUUGGCAUCAUUGCCUGAGGAUCCUGUACAGUUUCCUGAGUUACCAACCCCAUUCCAGGUAACACGAGCAGACUUCUUGCACCUGAAACAUGACCCCAGAGGCAGUCUAAUGUCCUCUAUAAUUCAAGAGUUCACAGAGGCAGAUUUAAAGAGCUGGGGGCUCCUUGUUAAUAGCUUUGAAGAUAUCGAAAGAGAGCAUAUAGCUGCUUUGGAAUCACUCUAUAGUACGGAAGCCAAAGCAUGGUGUGUUGGCCCUCUACUGCUUUGUAAUCCAAUCAAAGAAAAAGAAGAAGACGCCAAUGAGCCACAAGCUGGGAAUCAAACUUCCGAUCCAUGCAUUGAAUGGCUCAACAAACAAAUAGGGUAUGAGACUGUGCUUUACAUAUCAUUUGGAUCAGAAGCACAUGUAAGUGAUGAGCAGUUGGAUGAGAUAGCUCUUGGGCUGGAGAUGGCCAUGCACCCAUUCAUCUGGGUGGUAAAAUCCAGGAAUUGGGUGGCACCAGAGGGAUGGGAGGAAAGGGUGAAGGAGAGAGGCUUGAUUGUGAGAGGCUGGGUGGAGCAGUGUAGAAUACUAGCACACCCAAAAACAGGAGGGUUCUUGAGCCACUGUGGCUGGAACUCAGUGUUAGAGGGCUUGUCAAUGGGGGUGCCACUGCUGGCUUGGCCAAUGGCAGCUGAACAACCAUUCAAUGCCAAGAUAGUUGCAGACUGGUUAGGAGCUGGAAUAAGAAUUCUAGAACUGAGUGAGUGUUCUCAAACCAUUGGAAGUGAGAUAAUCUGUGAUAAAAUAAAGGAGUUGAUGGAGGGAGAAAAGGGGAGGAAGGCUAGGGCAAGGGCACAGGAGGUGAAGAGAAUGGCAAGGCAAGCUAUGAAGAAAGGUGGAUCUUCCGAUAGGAAUUUGAAUGAACUAAUCGAAAGUUUGGCUCGUAGAAGAAAGCAUAUAACCUAG